Messenger RNA from Girardinichthys multiradiatus, 8886 nucleotides. RefSeq names its product transcription factor 4-like. Gene Ontology annotation, biological process: regulation of transcription by RNA polymerase II. Gene Ontology annotation, molecular function: DNA-binding transcription factor activity, RNA polymerase II-specific; RNA polymerase II cis-regulatory region sequence-specific DNA binding; protein dimerization activity. Gene Ontology annotation, cellular component: transcription regulator complex. Lineage: Eukaryota; Metazoa; Chordata; Actinopteri; Cyprinodontiformes; Goodeidae. The coding region runs from base 816 to 2927 and encodes 703 amino acids. The transcript is spliced from 22 exons. The record is from RefSeq and is a predicted model, not a curated record.
GAACCUUGAUUUAGACCCAUGUUUCUCAAACUGUGGAUAUUUUCUCAGAGAGUUGACUAAGGUUGAAGAACCUGAGUGGAAACUGGCCCCGCUCUCCUCCACUUCCAGCUGUCAUGAAAGCUAAUGAAAGCAGCCAAUCGCGGCAUCAAACAGCCAGUCAAUCAAAGCAACAAAUCUAUUUUUCCUUCUCCCAUGCAUUAGUUGUGCUCUCAGAGUUUCUGCUCGCUCCUGCAGCCUCGGCAGCUGUGAGCUAGGUGGCCGCACACACGCAUUUAUCGCGCCCAGCUGAGGCAGCGCCAGACGCACAUGGGCUCCGUCCUGCGCACCGGGGGAUCUCCAGCAGCCGCAACCGAGAGGAGGGCACUGCCAGCCGGCUCGGGAGUAGCGCUCAGCCCGCCUGGACUCUCCCACUGACACACACACACUCACAGAGACACACACACAGCGAGAAACACGCAGAGAGGAGGUGAUUUUUCCCGAGCUGCGCUUCGGCUGGAAAAGAAGAGCGAGUGGGGGGAAAACAGGCGAAAACACUCCCCUCUUCUUUUUAUUUCCUGUCAGUUUGUUUUAUUUCCUGCUGCCAGAAACCAGGAACCGGGACUGAAGUGAGCUGCAUCUCCGAGGAUGAAGCAAAACUAGAUCUACGGUCGUGGCUCUGAGCUUGUUUUACUGGAUUUAUUCCGCUGUGGAGGAAGAAGCGACCCGGUGCGCACAGAAACCCUCUCUUCUUCCUCUCCUCUCCGCCUGUCUCUCCAUCUAUCAAUCUGUCCAGCUCUCCUCCUCUAUCUGUCCGUCUAUCCGUCUGUGCUGUUUCCAUGUUUGUAGGUCCGUGUGAUUUUGCUAAAAUGCAUCAUCAGCAGCGGAUGGCAGCUUUGGGGACAGACAAGGAGCUGAGCGACCUGCUGGAUUUCAGCGCGAUGCCAAACAGCGAUUUGAAAAUGUUCCCAACAUCCAUGAUGUUUUCCCCUCCUGUUAGCAGUGGAAAGAACGGACCCACCUCUCUGGGGAGCGGACAUUUCUCUGGCUCAAGUAUGGAGGAAAGAACAAAUGCAGCAUCGUGGGCGAGUGGAAGUCGACCCUCUAAGAGUUACGCAGACGGGUCACAGUACAUGGCGUCACACGACAGCCUCUCGCCUCCGUACUCAAACUCCAGGCUAACAGGUAAAUCGGAGAGGAGUUCUUACUCGUACGGCAGGGAGUCCAACCCACACUGCCAUCAGUCUGCGCUGGGGGGUGAGCUGGGUUUGGGGAGCCCCAGUGCAACGUCGCCCACCAAGCCGGCGGGUCAAUACUACCAGCACUACGGCUCCAACCCGCGGAGGAGAACGCUGCACAUGGACACCAUGGACGUCCACACAAAGAAAGUGCGGAAGGUCCCUCCCGGCUUGCCGUCCUCAGUUUACGCUCCGUCUGCCAGUACAGCCGACUACAACAGGGAUUCGCCUGGUUAUCCCUCCUCCAAACCGCCCAGCGCUGGCUUCCCCAGUUCCUUCUUUAUGCCAGAUGGUCACCACAGUGGAGACCCCUGGAGCAGCAGUAGCAGCAGUAUGAGCCAGCAGGGUUACCACAGCAGCAUGUUGGGGGGCGGGAACUCAGCACACGGCCCCGCCCAGAACUCCUCCUACUGCGGGAUCCACCCUCACGACAGAUUGAGCUACCCUUCACACUCAUCCACAGACAUCAGUUCCAGCCUUCCUCCCAUGUCCAGCUUCCAUCGAGGGGGAGGCGGUGGAGGCGGAGCCAAUCACUACAGCACCGCCUCUUGUACCGCCUCCACCAACGGCACAGACAGCGUCAUGGCUAACCGAGCACAGAGCGCCGCAGCCAGCAGCUCCCAAACAGGAGACGCCUUAGGGAAAGCACUCGCAUCAAUCUACUCUCCAGAUCACACGAACAACAGCUUCUCAUCCAACCCUUCCACCCCAGUCGGCUCGCCGCCUUCACUCACAGCUGCCAGUUCAGCCGUCUGGUCGAGAAAUGGAGGACAGGGAGCGGCUUCGCCAAACUACGAGGCUCCUCUGCACUCACUGCAAAGUCGCAUCGAGGACCGCCUGGAGCGUCUGGACGACGCCAUCCACGUACUGCGAAGCCACGCCGUGGGUCCGUCGACGGGAAUGACAAGCAGUCACGGCGACAUGCACAGCCUCAUCGGAGCCGCGCACACGCACAACGGCGCCAUGGGUGCUCUGGGAAGCGGCUACGGGACGGGGCUGCUAUCAGCCAACAGACACUCGCUCAUGGUUGGCUCUCACAGAGAAGAUGGCGGCAGCGUGGGCAGUUUGCGUGGAGGUCACUCCAUGGCGGGUCAGGUGUCGGUGCCUCAGCUGCCGGUUCAGUCGGCCACCUCGCCGGACCUCAGCCAGCCCGACCCGUACCGCGCUCUGUCCGGAGGUCUUCAGCGACAGAGCACCUCCUCGGUCAGCUCAGAGAUAAAGUCUGAGGACGAAGGAGAUGAGAACCUUCUGCAGGACACGAAGCCCCUGGACUCCAAAAAGGAGGACAUGGACAAGGAGCUCAAAGCUAUUGAGAGGUCAAGAUCUAGCAACAACGACGACGAGGACUUGAGCCCAGAGCAGAAGAUGGAGAGGGAGCGGGAGCGAAGGAUGGCCAACAACGCUCGGGAGCGGCUGCGCGUCCGCGACAUCAACGAGGCGUUCAAGGAGCUGGGCAGGAUGGUGCAGCUGCAUUUGAAGAGCGACAAACCGCAGACCAAGUUACUGAUCCUGCAUCAGGCCGUCGCCGUCAUCCUCAGUCUGGAGCAGCAAGUCCGAGAGAGAAACCUGAACCCCAAGGCGGCCUGUCUGAAGCGUCGCGAAGAAGAGAAGGUCACUGUCACAUCAGAUGGGACUCCCCUCACGCUGGCCGCUGCCCACCACGUCGCCGCCGCCGCCAUGGGCGAUGGACCAAACCCCAUGGGACAAAUGUAAACUGCAGCAAACUCUCCUCCCCCUGAAUGGUCCAAGGUGCCAGAGUUCAUCAGGAUGAUGAGUGAACACUUCCUCUGACGGCGUUUUCCACCACAACCCGCCAAUCAAUCACACUCGCUGUUGCACCAGCCCGACCAAGUAGUUCCUCUGGAAUUUCGGCCUGACCGGUCAGAUCCGUCUUCGUCUCCUCUAUGAUCUGUCGUCUCCGACCCUCUUCUUCACCGUCAUCUUCUUCUCCUUCAGUCGAGAAAAACAGACUUCAGAGUUGCAUUUGUUGCUUUUGUCUCUGCAUCUCCAGCUGGAGUGAACUGGAUGUUUCUUUGUGGAGACGUCCGAACGGCCGCUGUAAAGUGACAGCAUCGGACAGAUUUAUUUGGAACCACCCAAAGAACUCUUGUGUUACAUGUUUUUAUCAGCAUUCCCAGGACAAAGGGUUCUAUAUAAAUAUAUAUAGUAUAUAUAUAUAUAUAUAUAUAUAAAUGUAAGAAAACAAACAAAAUGUUUAAAAAGUUCGACUGACGCAGGCAGCGAGGAAGGUUGGGUUAAGGGGGGAUGGUCAGAACGGAGCAAAACAUAUCACAAAAUCUUUAAAGAGAUUCUUCUUUUUUAAAGCAACAUUUGCGCAGCGGUCGAACGCAGCAUCAACAAGUCUGUUGACUGAACGCCGGUCUAACGCCACACUGUGGAUGAAGCUGUCCCUGACCUCCUCUCGGAUAGAUGCACACGAAGAGGAUUUGGAAAAACUCCCUCAAACUCUUAAACUCCUGCUGAGAAAAGCUUAGGAAGAGAAACCUGCUGCAACCGACAGGAGCGUUUAGGUUUUUAUUGUUGCUUCAUGCUGAUAUCCACAUUGACUUCAUUCACACUGAAAAAUUGCACAAACUCAUGUCUUUGUAGUGGUAAUAAAGUACAAAAAGCUCGGACAAUAGCGACCAAACAGUGUCCCAACUAGAAAGGAGAGUCAAUCAUCAGUGAGGAACUGUACAAGAACGAACUCCAACAUGGAGAUAAAACAAUAAACAGACCAAACAGAAGAGCAGCGAGGUAAGGGCAGGAGCUUCAGACGACAAAUCAUCGAGAGAUGAAAGUAAAGAUGAUCCAUUCAUACUUGGAUUUGAGCUGGACUGAUUAACAACGUGAAUCACAUUCCUUUAGCCGUGCUACUUAAAUCAAGUUCUCGAAUAUGUCUGGUAGGCCCAAAACCACAAUGGGGGGUAGAACCAUGGAAACGGAGUGGAACCAAGGUCCUAGAGAUCUCAGCGAUGGUGCCAUUUCAGAGGAAGCAGGGGAACAAUCAUCGGGGCGAGGCGUCUACUGUCACUCCAAGGGCCAACAACUGUAGUCGAAGCAUCCCCAUGUCAGACUGUUGUGAUUCCCUCAUUUUCUGGUUUAGUGUCUGCCUGGUUCUGAUCCAAAUCCUCCAACCCCAGUCCUCUGUCCUGCUGAUGUACCAUCAAUGGUGAAAGGGGGCUUUAAGAUGGUGGUCCUAGGGAAUUCCAGUACGGAGAUAGGUCAUCUAGACUGGUUGGGUCAGGGAAGCUUCUCACCAGCAGCAUUCAAAGCAUAAUGUCAUAACAGUAAGCAGAGGCAGACCCAACUCAGGACCCAAAUAGCAGAGACCAGAGGUGAAAGCAGUAAAAACUGGGUUUGAUUCACGUACAAAAAUACAUAAAAUAUAUAAAAAUGAAACCCAAACGGUGUCAGACUAAUCCACUGAAACAGGAAAACGUUCCACUGAAAGGACACUUGAAAAAGAUCAGAUUAAAACAGUGAGUUAGAGCUUUCAGGAGUCCAUUCCCUGAGCAGAGGUCCACUUUGAUGACUAGGAAAUAAUCUCCACCUUCUGGUCUGUGCCAGUGUCCAUGUCGUUCUUGUAUGCUAAAGCCCUAGAUGUUCCUCCUCCAACAGCCUCCACCUCAGAGAGACGGAGAAGGGACCGAUUUUACUGCAUCGUGAUCACGCUUUCUUACGUGAGCAUAAUGCUGCCAAUAAACCCCAUCAGUUACCCCCUUUGACCACCAUCUAUAGGUCCUACUUGGUCCUCCAGACAGGGUGAAGAACUUUACUGGCAGUAGAGCUAUUGCUCCUCUACAUGCUCCUCCUGUCACUUGAGGUAACUCAGCUUCAUUGCACCUCCAAAGGGAGGCGCACCCAAGGCAAAAGUAGAAUUUUCUGGAGGUCCUGUAUAUUCCAUCUGGCCUGGGAACACCUUGCGACUGCCUAGUUUGAGCUGAGUGUGACUGGAUCUCUGGUUUUCCCUCCUGGAUCUGUUCCCUAAUCUUGCUUAAGUGGAAGCCAAUCCUCCAUUAGAUGAAAACAGAUGCAACCUGUCCAACUACGAACAACCACCGUCAACCACAAUGCCAAUAAAUAUACAGCUUACUUAGACAUUAUGAUGGUUUUCAAUACUUCAAAUUUGGACCUUCUUCGCCAGUGUAAGGCUAUUAGCUGGACCCGGUAGACCUACCCUAAUAGUUCUGGGUGUGAAACAUGCAGAGACAUAGGUUAAAAUGGGAAUCACCUCUAGUGAUUUUGGUUUUAAUUUACCAUGAGAGAAAGGUUCUGUUGUUUUAGUCUGAACAUUCGUCUGCUGUUGAUGUUAUAAUUAACCCAACAGAUCCAGCAGCAGACCUGCAUCAAUCCCAGUCUUUAUAUACUGCCUUUAUAAAUGUGGCAGAUGAAACUCCGUAAUAAGAAUAUCAGGAACAUCGGGUCCAAAUGGAAGCUUAAUAAAACUCCUCGCUCCACCUUCUCCUAGAGCUGUUUGGAAUAUCUACAAGAACAAGAAAUAUCCCACUCUGGAAGCCCCCUUUCACCCCAGUUUUACCAACCCAUUCCAGUAACUCGACUAAUACUAGCCUUACGAGCCCAGAACCAAGCCCCGGUCUCCAGCCUCUUGCCCCACAUCAUCCCUCUCUCCCACAGAUGCAAUUUGAACAUUCACAAUUCUACCAAUGUGCCUUUUUUAGAGUUCAUAUCAUUCGAGUUGCCAGAGGAGGACAUUUACCUGGUCUUUUAAUAGGAUGCAAGCUUAGGGAAACCUGUUCUUAGUGGUUAGGUUCUAUGCAGUCAGGUUUUUUACCAGACCUGGGAAUUUAAAAAAAGCUAAAAAGGAAAAAAAAGUAUUUUUUGGAUAAAAAAAAAGUUAACUGUAUUUAAUGUACUGUAUGCUUACAUGUAAGUAGACGGCGUGUUCUGGCUUCGAGCCGAUGGAAUAGACGCUUCGAUUUAGCGAGACUAACCCCUGUCCCGGUCCUCCUCAGCCCCCAAAGUCCUCCAUAACCCCAACCCCGGUCCCCUGGUCCAACCCUCUGUCCAAGGUGGACAAUGUGUCUCUUGUAUUAUAGCUUAUCAGCUUUUUAUCAAUAUUUGAUCGGCUUGUCCGUAAGCCAAUGUAGUCUUCAGUACUAAGUGUGUGGUUGUAUGUUGUAAAACAAUUUUUUUGGCCCUCCUCUCUUGUGCUCUUUCUUUUUUAAGAAGGAUUUUUUUCUUAUUACUUUUUUUGUCUGUUCUGGUUUACAUGUCUAAUAGAAAAACUGUAAAAAGACAAAAAAGGCAAAACAAAAGAACACAAUUCGCCAUCCAGCAGCAUUGUUCUCUGUCGGUUGAUGCAUUUUGACAAGUUAAAAUCCCAACCACUCAACAGGAAGGCAAGGAAACUGGAAAAGAAUCUAUCUGAAUAAAUCAAUCUAUAUAUAAAUGUACAAAAGUAUAUACGGUAUAUAACGAGGGUGCCGUUUCUGGUUUUUUUAUUGAUAUUAUCAGUGUUUGUUUUGGGGAGGAGUUAUAUUGUCAAAGACUAAACUGGCAGAAAUUGGCGAGGCCCCUCAGUGUUAGAAAUUUUCACCUUGACUGCUGCGUAUUCUUUGUUGUUGCAUCGGCAACACCUUAUGACAAGUAUGGCACCCUGCACGGGACAAAAAACGGGACCGGAGUUCCAUCGGCUCCAUUUCUGCUACCAGUCCAAGGCAAGAACAACAACACACAGACAUUUGUAAAUUGUAUGCAACAAAAAUUGCAAACUUUACCAUUAUUUUGAAAUUGUGUAUGUAAAAGUUAUAUUUUUACAUGUAGACGGUUGUUAUUUUGUGUUUUAGAAAUAUGUUGUAUCGUUUUGUUUCUUUUUUUGUUAAAGGAUAAAAAGUACAAUUCAGUGUGUGUUGAAAAAAAUGUGUCACAUUGAAAGUGUAGUGAGAUCAAAAGUUCAAAACUCAUUUGUUUUUGUUUUUUUAAUGUUUAUAUCUGCGGGAGACAUCUUCAAGGGUUUGAAGGAGGAAUCAGAACUCAAAAUAUUCAUGUUUCUUUACCCCUCCAUGCCUCAUAGCAUUUCCUUUCAGUUGCAGAAAUCUGUGUAAAUAGUCAUCAGCCAGUUUCUGUGGGGUGGAGAUUUGCCAGUGAGACAAGACGAUCAUGACGAUGAACACUUUCGGUUUUUUAUUGGUGAGGUCGUAACUGUGUCUGGCUACAUUUGCCCUGUGCCAACUUUUAGUUUUGGACCGUGGUGCCCAGUAGUGUUCGUGGUUUUGGUUCCAGACCAUCUGAAGUGUAGGUCAAACUGUCGUCUUUGCACGCACCAAGCAUCACUUCGUUCAAAGCCAGCUCACCGAGAAUUCUGUUAGAUUCUUGCCAAAAAUCAUAUUAUUUGAAUAUUUUGUUUCAAUUCUAAAAGCUGGUUGAAUACAGAAAUGUUUGUGGGAACAACCUUUUGGAUGGUUGAACAAAUUUUGGACAAAUUUUAACUUUGGUAGCCAAAGAGUGUAAAUCAGCUUGGCGCCCCCUGGUGGCUGUGGGUCCACUAUGGAUUGUUUGCUUUUGUUUUCUUCAUGACGGUUUGUAAAUGUUGAAUGAAUGGAAAGCCCUCAGCACCAGAUUAAUAUAUGAUGAUAUUAGGAAAAGAUUGGAGCAUUGCUAAUAUAAACGAGCAGGUCAUCUGCAAACAAUCUUAUCAGCUAUUUCCCCAAAAAGUAAUCGGAUCUUGUGCAAGGCAGUUUCAGUCCCAAUUUAUAGUGUUUGGCAUUAAAAUUGAGCUGCUCUGACUUGGACCUAGGUCAAACACUAUGAUUGAAUCUGUCAUUGUAAGUGCUAAAUGUAUUUUAAUUAAUGUUAUUUCUGAAAAUUUUAAUUUCAUAUUUUCUUUGUUGUAUACUCGUCUCCCAGAUUACAGUAUCCUCAUUUUUAUGUAACCCCUCAUUGGUUCUAUUAGCCAAACUGUUAACGUUUUUGUUCCUUGUUGUACAUACACACCUCAUUUCUCUUUUUCAGUGACUUUGCCAUGAGCUUUGUAAUCUGUUACUCUGUACCAGUUUAACUGCAAUAAUGAGUUGAAUUCAAAAUGGCCUUUUUUCUGUCCUCUUUUAUUUAUGUAUGUGUGUGAUUUAAAAAGUAAAAUGCUUUUUAGGUGUUUUCAUGAGGAUAUUAGGAGUGCAACAGUUUCAAAUGAACUCCAACCUUUUACCAAAAGGCAGUUAAAUAUGAUAAACUGUACAGUCCUAGUUAGAAGUUGAUAUCCACUCAUUAUGGGCAUGAAUGACAUUAAUUUUAGUGCGUUUGAUUUAUUGACCUUGUUCCAUGAUGAAUGGAUGGAAACUUCUGACGCUCAUUCUUAAGUUCAUUAACUUUAAACUUUUCUUGUCACUAAGAUAAAAAGGGCAUUGAAUUAUUUGAGUUGACACAUUUUUUGCAAACAAAGAUAUCUGAUCAUGUUUGGGACAAACAUUUGUUUUACGAAGGGUAGCAAUUAAAGUUGUAAUGUGCUGUUUGAGUAUAAUAUAGCUACUAUACGAUACACAAUCUCCAGCCACUUUAUCUGGUACACCUGUUCAAUUGCACAAAUCACCCCAAAUCAGCCAAUUACAUGGCUGCAACUCAAUGCAGUCACGAUGUAGGAAAGACUAAGUUGCUGAAGUUCAAAGCGAGCAGAAUGGGGAAGAAAAGAGGAUUAAAGAGACUUUAAACAUGG